Messenger RNA from Hemisphaericaspora subhashii, 363 nucleotides. It is a transcript of the gene ASR3, whose product is annotated as Asr3p. The record is from RefSeq and is a predicted model, not a curated record. Lineage: Eukaryota; Fungi; Ascomycota; Pichiomycetes; Serinales; Debaryomycetaceae. The coding region runs from base 1 to 363 and encodes 120 amino acids. The transcript has a single exon.
AUGUCAGAUAACGACAACAAUAAAAGACAGGAAGACAUUGGUGAUUCAAAACCAGAAGAUCUUUUAGUUGAUUUCGGUGGCAAACAAGUACCAUUUUCAAAAAUAAAUAAACCACAUAACGUCAUAUUAGAUCCAAAUUUCCAUCAACCUAAAGUCAAUGCUGAAUCGUUUCCAGAUAUAGAACCAGAAGCUAAGAAAGGCGAAGAAGAUGUCGAAACUAGACGUAAGGCUGCUCAUAAGUAUAUUCUUGAUCCCUAUGCUCAUAAACCACAGGUAAAUGCGGAACAAUUUCCAGAAGUUGAACCUGAAGUGGAGAAAACAGUUGAAAAAGUCAGAGCUGCUCGUCAAAAGAAAGAUGAAUGA